AAAUAAAAAAGGUGAGUAAGAAGAAUUUGUCUUUCUUUCUUCAUUUGUUGGUUGUUAGGUUACUUAAAUCGGCAAAAGAGAUUUGAUGAACUUGGUCAUAUGCUUUAAAGCGUGCAUACAUUUUUGGGGGUGAUACAAGUUGUCAAAUCUUUUCCUUUAACAAUUUGAUUUCCUUCUCACCUUUUUUCUUAUCUUUCCAGCUUCCAUUGAUUUAAAGUUUCUACCUUUUUCUUAUCUUCAAGUGUGAUAUAUAGUGAGAAGAUUGCAGAAGCGUGUCCAAUUUGGUUCCCUCUCUCUGAAAUCACUCAAUCAUGGGGAUUUGCUUGAGUGCUCAGGUCAAAGCUGAGAGCUCAGGGGCGAGUCCGAAGUAUGACGCCAAAGAUACUGCAAGUCUUGGGAGCAAGGGUUCGUCUGUGUCUGUAAGACCAAGCCCUCGAACUGAGGGUGAGAUCUUACAGUCUCCAAACCUCAAGAGUUUUAGCUUUGCUGACCUUAAAUCCGCAACCAGGAAUUUCAGACCAGACAGUGUGCUUGGUGAAGGUGGAUUCGGUUGUGUGUUCAAAGGAUGGAUUGAUGAGAAGUCUCUCACUGCCUCAAGACCAGGCACUGGUUUGGUUAUUGCCGUCAAAAAGCUUAACCAAGAUGGUUGGCAAGGUCACCAGGAGUGGCUGGCUGAAGUGAAUUACCUUGGUCAGUUUUCUCAUCGUCACCUUGUGAAGCUGAUCGGUUAUUGCUUAGAGGAUGAGCACCGUCUUCUUGUUUACGAGUUCAUGCCUCGGGGUAGCUUGGAGAAUCAUCUUUUUAGAAGGGGUUUGUACUUCCAACCGUUAUCUUGGAAACUCCGGUUGAAAGUUGCUCUUGGUGCUGCAAAGGGCCUUGCUUUUCUUCACAGUUCCGAGACUAGAGUGAUAUACCGAGAUUUCAAGACUUCUAAUAUCCUUCUUGACUCGGAGUACAACGCAAAGCUUUCUGAUUUUGGGUUGGCCAAGGAUGGGCCAAUAGGUGAUAAAAGUCAUGUCUCUACACGGGUCAUGGGUACGCACGGAUAUGCAGCUCCCGAAUACCUUGCAACCGGUCAUCUAACAACAAAGAGUGAUGUGUAUAGCUUUGGGGUUGUCCUUCUGGAGCUGUUGUCUGGUCGUCGAGCCGUGGACAAGAACCGUCCAUCCGGAGAGAGGAACCUUGUGGAGUGGGCUAAACCAUACCUCGUAAACAAAAGGAAGAUAUUCAGAGUCAUCGAUAAUCGUCUUCAGGACCAGUACUCUAUGGAAGAAGCAUGUAAAGUGGCUACUCUGUCUCUGAGAUGUCUCACCACAGAGAUUAAGCUGAGACCAAACAUGAGCGAGGUUGUUUCGCACCUCGAACACAUUCAGUCUUUAAAUGCUGCAAUAGGGGGAAAUAUGGAUAGAACAGAGAGAAGGAUGCGUAGGAGAAGUGACAGUGUUGUCAGCAAAAAAGCAAAUGCAGGUUUUGCUCGACAGACUGCUGUGGGCAGUACAGUUGUUGCUUAUCCUCGCCCAUCAGCCUCACCACUGUAUGUCUGAAGUAAGUAUAAACACGUCCUGUGUCUGUAUUUUGAUAAAACAUUUGCAGGACAUUAAGUUCCUAUAUCAUGACCUGUCUACGGAAUCUGGAUGUACAGUUUUUGUCUCUGUUAAUGUAAGAUUUGAUACAGUUCAUCUCUCAUUACACUACGACAAACAUUUAAUU
This is a messenger RNA of Arabidopsis lyrata subsp. lyrata, 1710 nucleotides long. RefSeq names its product probable serine/threonine-protein kinase PBL9. The coding region runs from base 312 to 1544 and encodes 410 amino acids. Gene Ontology annotation, biological process: protein phosphorylation. The record is from RefSeq and is a predicted model, not a curated record. Gene Ontology annotation, molecular function: ATP binding; protein kinase activity. The transcript is spliced from 6 exons. NCBI's taxonomy places the organism in Eukaryota, Viridiplantae, Streptophyta, Magnoliopsida, Brassicales, Brassicaceae.